GUUUCCGCGAACAUUUUCCCGCCCAAACCACCACUCGAUCUUCUCCCGCAAGCUUCCUUCCCUCCUCAUUCUCUCGCAGUCUCUUUCUUUCUGCCCGAUCGCAUGCCAAUCUCUGGUUAUUGCCCUAAUUCUCGAUGGACGCCGAUGGGUUGAUUGCUCGGUUGGAGAAGCUCGAAACCGACGGCCUUCGUCACGAUUUCUCCGCUUUCUUCCAGCCUCUCCUCCAAUAUCAGGCGGGGAAGAAGAAGAAAAGGAAGGCGACUGCGAAAAACAAUGGGCUGGCGGCGGAGGAUUCUCAAAUUCGCGCUCUCGCGAAGCAAUUCCUCCCCAUCCUCUCUCGCCUCCUCAAACUCUGCCCGAACCUCCUUUCCAGCCCUUCAACAGACGCGGACGCGCGUUCUCGCGCCCUAGUGCUCUUCCAGAUCUUCGAGAUGACGCUCGAUUGCUUCGAUUGCGUCUCCCCCUGUCUUGAUGGAAAGCCCUUCCAGGUCGAUCUGCAACGGUAUCGUCUCGUCCUCAGGUUGGAGGGCUGGAAAUUCCACGAUAAUGCACGGAAGCAGUGCUACUUGAUCCUUGGACGCCUUCGGUCGCAUGUUUUCUCUAGUGAAAUUGAGCCCAUGGGCAGUGAGGAAGAUAGUCCAAGUUUGUUUCCUGAUAAAGCUGCAACGUGCGAUCCGGAGCUUGCUUUGUUGGUGGUGGAGAUAGUUGCUAGCAUUGUCCGAUGUACAUUCAAGAGCAAGUGCAAGGAAAUGAAAGAAUAUGAUAAAAUUCUGAUCUUAAUAGAGCAAGUCUGCCCAUGGCUGAGUAUCAUUGAUCAGAAAACCUUUCAAAAGUUUCAUGGCAUUCUUCUAGAAGCUGUAUAUAAUUGUACUAAAUUUGUAGUCGGAGAAUCUCUAUUUUUUCAAGGAGAUGUGGUAAGCCGUCUUUGCAUACAUACCAUUUCUAUGUGCCUGAGAUCACACUCGAAGGAUAUGUUCACUACGAUAGUGUGUGGACUUUCGUCUUCCUUGGGGGCACAUUGUGGUAACCUUAUGCCUUCAGUCAUUCUUGACAUUAUUAAGUACGUUUUGGAAGCCAUUGUUUGCAAAUGCAAGCAUGGUAUGAUUUUGUUUUCAAAUCAAAUCCUCGAAAUUGUUAACUUUUGCAUGAACAGCCUGAGAAGUGCAACUCGGGCCGUUAAAAAGGAUGCUGCUCUUCUCUUGGACAAUGCUUCCAGGAGCUCUCUUAAGGUUGUAUCACCAUCUCUGACGGCAAUUCUAAAUGUGUACUCUGCUGGUUUAUUCAUUUUGAUCAGUGAUGUACUGGGGAACCAGGAAGAGUGCAUCUCUGGGAGUUUACUGAGUGCAUCCACUUAUAGUGAAGAGUUUGAAAAUUGUUUCCAUACUUUGUCUAUGUCAAUAAAUUUGAUCCAUAGCGACAUUGUUGGAGGUGUACUGGGUGGAACUUCAAAGGUUAAUCCAAGGAGCAAUGACUUCUGCACCGUUAUUCAUGGAAAAUUGUCUUUGAUAUCGUACUUAAAUGGCUUAGCAUUCUUCUGCAAGCCAUUUGCAGAUCUAGCAAAAACAGAGUGGAAAUAUAUGAGUCUGAAGAAAGAAGUACUAAGUUCUGGAAGCAUCAAUCACAUCCUUGAUGUGUUGUACCUUUUCUGUGAUGCCGUUGUGACUGGAUUCAGUGACAUGUCUAUAAAGGAAAGAGAGAAAAUGUGUGGCAGAAUAUUGCUUGUUGUUAAGGCUGCUUUAAAAAUCUCAUUUGUAGCAGAUGGCAAUUCAGAGAAAAUUUUGAGCAUUAUUAAAUGUAUUAUCUCAAGAGAGUGGAUCCAGCCGCAGGAUCUAAAAUUUCUUACAUCAACUCUCUACAAUGCUGGGUUAUUAAACUAUAAAGAAAAUCAAUUAGACAAGGCCUCUGUUGCAUUGGAGGCAUGCUAUCAUGCAUCAUGGGCUCUUGUUUCACUUGGUUAUGGGAGGUCUGCAAGGAGUUUAGGGGAGUCUUCUGAUGAUGGUUUAUCAGUUCAAGCAGAAGAUGCAGAUUCUAUUGCUGAUGCAUGCUCAAAAACUGCCUUCUUUCUAGAGGUUCUGAAUCUAUGUGGUAGCCCAUCUAGAAAGAACAUGGUUGUGGAAAGUCUUUUAAGGUGGUCUGAUGCAUGUGUAAAGUUAGGAGGAAUGAGUCGCCCCAAGGCCUUGGUUAAGCAUUGGGCUAAGAUGAUUUGUGAAGAGUUCAAGGAUAAUAGCCUGUUUGAGGAUGCUCCGACACUCUAUUCUGUUUUAAGGUACUCCAAUACCAAUUUGUCGGACCAGAAGCUGGGCAUAAUUUUAGAGGAGGAGAUUUUAGCUUAUGCAGAAUUGGGUCCUUCCUACCCAUCCUUCUGUAGUGCAAUGCAGGAAAGGAUCACAAAUGUUCUCCUGUCAGAUGUUUAUGUUACCCCUGAUUCUUAUUUCCAAAAAGCCAAGGCUUUCAUAAUUAAGAGCCAGAUUGCUAGCAUGCAUGGUGUGGAAGGCCUCAAAUGUAGUAUAGAUUCUCUACAUGAGGCAAUUUCUGUACUCAAUUAUAACCUUGAUGAGGCACGUGCAAGUGGAAAUGCUUCAGUUCUUCAUCUGUUGGCUCUAACACACUGCUUGCGUGCACUUUGUUCAAGUGAAGCAGAUAAAAACAUAGAGGCUGUGUUGCAAGAUAUUUAUUCUGCUUUAGAGUUAUGGUCUAGCAUGAAAGCUUUGGAUAUGAGUUUUUCAAAUAUCCAGCUUGGGUUGGUCAUUGGCAAUGAACUGCCUUUGUUGUACCAUACGGCUGAUUUAUUAGCAGUGAAGGGCCUUUGGCAUUUGCGUUACGAAAUAUUGGUGCUCAUAGUGAUGCUAUCCAAGCUGAAGGAGAUACCUGAGGAGGAGAUCUUGGCGAUGUUAUGCAGAUACAGAAGGCUUCACCAUACAUUUUGUUUGUUACCUGUUGAUAAAGAAUUGCUGUUGAAGCUGCAGCAGCAGUUUGAUGUGUCUUACUGUUCUGUUGCUUUCUGGAUGUCUUGUGUGAAAGUGGAUGCAUUGUCACUCCAUGGGUUUCAGCAGGAAUUUAUUCCAUCACAUUUUGUCUUUCAACAAGGAUCUUGUGGCAUAUGGAAAGGAUCUGCACCAGUAUCUUUUAAAAAUACAGAAGAACUAAAAGCAAGCGUGUCUGCUUUAUCAUCAAAUGAAUGUAGAGACAGCCAUUCAACUUUCAUGGUUGCAUAUCUUUAUUAUGAUUUAUGUGAUCAACUUUCAUCACGUGGGCAGCUGAAUGAGGCUCUUUUAUACUCAAGAAAAGCUUUGCAAUUAAGGAGGAAACUUUUGCAAAGAUCUUUCCCUUUUUCUGUUGAGAAGAAGACUAUAAAUGGCGGAUCUGAUGAAGCUAUUGUAGAGAAUAAAUCUUAUCAUGUUCAUGUCGAGGCGCCGGGAGCUGCAAUGAAGUCAGUCUGGGCAGACAUGGCUAAGUCUGGGAAUCCUAGAAGCUCCUUUUUUAAUUCUUGGUCCUUGCUUAAAUGCUUUCUGGAGAGUUCUUUGCAGGUUGGAAUUAUUCAUGAUUUGAUUGGAAACGGCGAUGACGCUGAGGACUUUUUUCUGAUUGGGAAAAAAAUAUCUUACUUGCAAGGCUUGUCAUUUUUUGAGGCAUUAUUCUCUUCCUGGUUAGGGCAUAUAUAUCGGAGAAAGCAACUAUGGGAUUUAUCAGAAAAGGAAAUUUUCUAUGGCAAGACCGUGCUGAAGGAAUGUACUGGCACUGGAUUUUGCAACUUGUGCAAAUUGACUUUGGAAUCAACUUUGGAAAUGAGACUUGCUGAUUUAAUGAGGAGUCGCUUUGAGUGGUCCAGGGAAGGAACACUAGCUCCUGCUCUUGAGCAUUACAAGUUGGCAAAAGGGCAUUUGGAUACCUUUGGAUCUGAGAUAAUUUCUUAUAGAGAACCAAACUCUAGAAGUUGUUGUAAAGGAAAUUGUGUUGCAUAUGAUGGUAAUUGGAGCAAAACGGAUACAUGCAUAUGUUCAACGGAUAGCAUGCAAGGCCUGUGUGGAAUUUGUGCUACAUGGAACAAUCAUUAUGCAUGUCUAGGAAGUGGAUCAAAUCAGUCAAAAAUAGAAAGCUUAGGUGAUGUGAUGGAAGGUGAAAGGAUACAUCCGAACAAUGGAUCUAAAAAAUCCAGGUCUAGAAAAACUAGGAGCUCAAAGAACCUGGUUUCAGAUUCUGAGAGCCUGUUGCUUGAUACAGCAAAACAAAAGUUGCCCAAAGGAAAGCGCGUAGGAACAGCAAGGGGUUGCAGAAGGUAUCUCAGUUCUACGCCUAUCAACCAUCAAGUAGAAAAAGAAGAUACAAGUCAGCUACACUCAUCUGAAAAGCAAAUUUUGUCUCGUCCUUCUAUGCCUAAGAGAAUGUCAUCAUGUCAGGAAGUAAAUGCUGAUUUCAGCCUCAAGUUUGGAGGUGAUGGGUUGAGAUUACAAUCCUGUUCAGAUUGCUGGCGAUGCUUCAAUGUGGAAGUGACACAAACUGGCUGCAUUGUGGAUCUUAUUUUAUUGAAAUUGGAGAACCAUUGGCGAAACCUCUUCCUUAAAUUAUUGAUUCAGAUGGGUAAAUGUAGAAGGUUGAUGAAAAUUGAGGAGGCACAUGCCAUAUUUUGUCAAAGCAUUGUCCUUUUAUUUUAUAGAAAUGCGUCUUUUGUGGUUCAUUCGGGUGUUUUGCAUCAUCUCAUUGACUACAUCAGAGAAGGGAACAAAGAUGAUCUGCUCAGCGUUGAUCAUGCUUUGCUUUUGUACCAGAUCAGCUGGUUCUGUUUGGACCAUCGCCUAUCUGACCAGCUUAAGAUGUGCAGUUGCGGGCUUCAUAAUGUUCCAUUAGAAACUAUUGUAUCCUUGUUGUUGCAUGCAUUCAUUAUUUGCCGCGAGGUGCCCUUGGUCUUUCAGAAGGUGUCUAGGCUGCUUGCUGUUAUACACUUAAUUUCAAUGCCAGGAGGCCCUUUCUCUUUGCCAGUUGAUACGAGCAGUUCUCUUUCUCUAAUCCAUUGGGCUGCGUACUUUCACCAAGCCUCCAUUGGUAGUUAUCUUCAUCACCAGAAUUUUGUUGCUCUGGGCAAAAAGCAGGAACAGGUCGGCUCGUCUAAUCUUGAGGAACCAUGUCUUCCAGAUUCAGAUGAUUUGCUAGUUGAGGCAUGCGACUCUCUCAGGGUUGCACCUAAUAACAUUGGUGAACUUGAAGGAUUUGUACUUGGAUUUUUUCAGCAUCUUCCAAGUACAUCUAUCUUAUGUAUAAGUUUAAUUGGCGGUGAUUGUGCAAACUUUCUAAGUGAAAUGUCACUUCUACCUUGUGCUCAUGUCUCAGCAUGGAUAUUUCUAUCAAGACUAGCUCAAAACCAGCAACCUGUUUCUUUUCUUUUGCCUGUGGAUGUAAUUUUUCAAGAAAUUGGUCAGGUUGAUGCUGAUUUUAUGGUGCCGAUGGCUUCUAGUUCAGGAAAUUCUAAUAAGCGAUGGGUGUGCCCUUGGGGUCGGUCCAUUCUUGAUGAAGUUUCACCUGGAUUUCGCCAGAUACUUGAGGAAAACUAUAUGUCUGGAUCUUCACUUUUUUUAGCUGAUACAGGGCAUAACCGAUCUGUAUGGUGGAAGUGGAGAACACUGCUAAACAAACACCUUGAUGAUUUGCUGAGGAAUAUUGAAGAAUCUUGGUUUGGACCAUGGAAGUGUUUGCUACUUGGGGAUCUUGUGUGCUGCUCAUCAUUGGAUAAGGUGUUGAAGAAGCUGAUGGCUAACCUGAGGAGUUGCAAUUUUGAAGUCAAUGAGAGCCUACUACGUGUAGUUCUUAGUUCAGCUAGCUCCGUUGCUGAUCCUGAAGCAUGUGUUUCUCAGUUGCUGUCAUAUGGAGGUUGGUUGGGUUUUGGGGAUUGUUGCAGUAGGACAAAAGGUAGGGUCCUAUUUCCUUCUUCAGGCAGUGAUGAAGAAGAAUCUCUUGAUGCAUCUUCUCAGUUGAUUUUGAAUGCCUUAAGUGAGCUAGAAGAACAACCUGAAGCACCCAGAGAACCUUUCAUUUUGGUUCUGGAUAUUGAUGUGCAAAUGCUUCCUUGGGAGAGCUUACCCGUAUUGCAUAAUCAAGAGGUAUAUCGUAUGCCAUCUGUAGGUAGUGUACUUUCAACACUCAACCGAUGGAGUAGUAAUGAAGUAUGGGCUAGAAGGGGCAUUGAUGAUGGUGGCAAUUUUCCAUGUAUUAACCUCUUUGAUGCGUUCUAUUUAUUGAAUCCUGGCGGUGACUUAAGCGGCACCCAAGCUGAAUUUGAGGAUUGGUUCAAAAGUCAAAAUUGGGAGGGAAGGAUAAGCAUUCCUUCGGAGGAAGAGCUGGCUUGGGCUUUGGAAAAACAUGAUCUUUUCCUUUACUUUGGUCAUGGAAGUGGAGAGCAGUACCUUUCUAGGCAUAAGAUUGAAAUGUUGAACCAUUGUGCAGCUGCUCUUUUAAUGGGAUGCAGCAGUGGUUGUUUAUCCUAUCAAGGAUGUUACUUGCCGAAAGGCAUCCCAUUAUCCUAUCUCAUUGCUGGUUGUCCUGCUGUUAUUUCCAAUCUAUGGGAUGUUACAGACAAAGAUAUUGAUAAACUCAGCAAACAGCUGCUAAAAGAUUGGCUCGAACAUCAUUCAACAGCAUGCACUCUGGAGGAAAAGUUUCAAAAUUUAGAGGUGGCGUCCUCAACUAAGUUGAGGAAGAAAGCACCUAGGGGCAAUAAAAAGGCUACCAGUGCUCAACAAUUUAAUCAUAAAUUUCGACCUUCUGAUGGUGAAGGAAGCCUCCGAGUUGCAUCUUCCAUGGGAAAAGCUCGGGAUGCCUGUCGACUCCCAUUCUUGAUUGGUGCAUCUAGUGUGUGUUAUGGCGUGCCCACUUUCCUCAGCAAAAAGGGUAAAUAGAAAAGUCAGCCCAUUUUUAUUGGACAUGUCUGCACUCUGCACUGCUCUUUGGUUACUCCUGGUGGGGCCUAACGUCGUAUCAUCGUAUGUUUCUGAGUUGGGAAAAAUGGAUUUCUAGGGUCCUUUGGUUUGACAAGGAUGGUCCUCAUAUGGAGCAGCAGGUGCUGGAAUUGACGGUGGGCAGAUUGCAGUUAGUUGGCAAGCAGAAAGUUUGUAUCAUCUCAAAUAAUGAAGAAUCAAUUCAGUGGUUGAAGGCUAAAUGUGAAGGGGUGGGGGGACUUGCUAUAUUUUUGAGAUCGGAAUGGUUGAUUGCUUUGUGUUCCCUUUGAGAAAUCCUUAUGCUUUUGGUAAGGAUGGAGGCAAAACCUCAUCCUCUGUUUGCUGUGCUUUUAUGAUUCUUUAUACUUAAUUCUUUGCAAUGAAAUGAUGGAGCCAUGGAGGUAACACUUCAGCAAGGUGGUUUUCCAACUAUAUCACAUCGACAUGUUCAGAGACAAGGGAAAUCAAAAUGUGAAGCGAUUCGGAACCUCUGGGAAUUAUGGUAUAAACUGCAGACAGGUUCUGCCUUCAUAACAUCCUGUUAUGAUUAUCUCUCACUUGGUCUGUGCCAGAGGGUAAAAUGUUUGUUCCUUCUCUUAGCAGUGUUGUACAAAAUUAAUCCCUGUUGGCGUGCAAUAUUUGGCUUAUCAACCGUUCACCUGGCAUGCUGCUCGGAGUCAUAUUUUUUAUUGAUCAAGGUAGCUGGAUAUCUGAAGGGCAGAAGCUAAUAUGUAAGUCUGAUUCUUUUCUAGUUGGACAACUAGAAAUUUUGUUUGUCAAUUUUUGAUAGAAAGCAUCUAUUAUUUUGUUGAGUGUUAGUUGUUACAUAAUAAUCUAGGUGUCGAGAAGUGGCACUGAGAAAUGUAUACCGAUCCAACGCUUUUUCUUGUUUUAAUUUUAUUGUGGCAGUCCACUAAAUCCGGACUUGGAAAUUCAUGAUCAUAAUAGCCAAUAAGGAUUAGGAAUGUAAUGUAAGAGACUGAGUUGUGAUGAUGAACAUGAAUUAACUGAGAUCCUUCUCUAUAAAAUGAGUGUAUAUAAAACAUAUACGCCUUAUCUCUCUU
This is a messenger RNA of Nymphaea colorata (pocket water lily), 7990 nucleotides long. Its product is annotated as separase. Gene Ontology annotation, cellular component: nucleus; centrosome; cytoplasm. Gene Ontology annotation, molecular function: cysteine-type endopeptidase activity. Gene Ontology annotation, biological process: proteolysis; meiotic chromosome separation. The coding region runs from base 135 to 6887 and encodes 2250 amino acids. The transcript has 27 exons. Lineage: Eukaryota; Viridiplantae; Streptophyta; Magnoliopsida; Nymphaeales; Nymphaeaceae. The record is from RefSeq and is a predicted model, not a curated record.